AGUUGCACCGCAGCAUCUUAUACUAAUGCACCCAAACUGGCAACUUCGCUAACGCCGUUUGACCGGUAUACUAUACGGUCAGCACUCGAAGUUGGCACAUUCCGUGGCCAGCCGAUUAUAACCCGCCAGCACGUCGGCUUUGUCGACAAUCAAGGUGUACCUAUGGCAGUUCUAGGAUAUCAUUCACUGUUCCACAAAAGAAUAUCUUCUAAUUCCACGCGCCUAAGAUAG
Haemonchus placei is the source of this 231-nucleotide messenger RNA. Lineage: Eukaryota; Metazoa; Nematoda; Chromadorea; Rhabditida; Trichostrongylidae. The record is from the annotation of a GenBank genome assembly.